Molecule: messenger RNA, 534 nt
Organism: Triticum turgidum subsp. durum (durum wheat)
Lineage: Eukaryota; Viridiplantae; Streptophyta; Magnoliopsida; Poales; Poaceae
Source: the annotation of a GenBank genome assembly
AUGGCGGCCACGCUCCUCCGCCGGGCGCUCCAGCUCCGCCGCGCCCUCCCCUCUCCAGCUUCCUUGCGCACCCUCCUCCCCGCGGCCUCCAGCCGCCUCCUCUCCGCCACCGCCUCCACCCAGCAGAACACCGCCGGCACCGCCAUCGACCUCUCCAACGACGAGAGCCGCCGCCGCCUAGUCAACAGUCUGAUGUACAGGAGCAAGCAGAGGGGCUUCCUGGAGCUGGACCUGGUGCUCGGGACCUGGGUGGAGCAGCACGUCCGCUCCAUGGACGAGGCCAACAUCCGCUCCCUGCUCCAGAUCCUCGACCUCGAGAACCCAGACUUGUGGAAAUGGCUUACUGGUCAAGAGCAACCGCCAGAGAUUGUAAACUCUAAUCCUGUAUUUGCUGCCAUUAAGUCGAAGGUGACGGAUAACCUGAGCAAGCACUCUUCCCCAGAGACCCGGUCAGCGCCUGGCCAGCCUUGGGUGAGAGGGUGGGAUGACAAGGACAAGAGGGGUCUGGAUGGACCCAAGUACGGAAACCAGUGA